This is a messenger RNA of Fonsecaea multimorphosa CBS 102226, 1902 nucleotides long. RefSeq lists its product as uncharacterized. The transcript is spliced from 5 exons. Gene Ontology annotation, biological process: regulation of DNA-templated transcription. The record is from RefSeq and is a predicted model, not a curated record. The coding region runs from base 1 to 1902 and encodes 633 amino acids. NCBI's taxonomy places the organism in Eukaryota, Fungi, Ascomycota, Eurotiomycetes, Chaetothyriales, Herpotrichiellaceae. Gene Ontology annotation, molecular function: zinc ion binding; DNA-binding transcription factor activity, RNA polymerase II-specific.
AUGUCCCGAGAACCAGCAACACCAUUUGGGGAAGCCGACCUGGACAACAAGCCCAAGGCUUCCUCAUCGCGCAAGAAAGUGAGCCUUGCGUGCCUUGCGUGCAGACGGCGCCGAACCAAGUGUGACGGUGGUGUGCCCUGCGCUUCCUGCCUUUCACGAAAUACCGAAUGUGUCAAAGACGAAUAUGAUGAUGGACGGCGCAAGCUCGCCGUCAAACGACGAUUGGAGUCACUGGAGAAGGACCGCCACCUGCUCGACGCCCUGCUCCAUGCAAUCCGCACCGGAGGUCCUAACCAGCUACAUGCUCUUAUCAGCAUGAUCCGCGGCAACGCCGGACGACAAGACCUCGCCGUCUUUCUAGAGAACGGGUUUGCUGGUAUUGGGGAAAUCGACGCCCAGAACCAUCGCCACGAAACUGCCUCAUCGUACAGGAGACAUCGCGCUCGCCUCGGUCGAAUCCAGGACAUCGUGAACCCGCCAAUAUCCGUCCCCGCCAAACCGUGGACGACAGUGACCGACGAUGACGACUUCGUCUCGCACCUCAUGUCUCUUUGGUUUACCUGGGCUCACCCCUGGUGGCACUGGGUCGAUGAAAACCUCUUUCUCGAAGCCAUGAGAUCGGGUGACGCCUCAAGCUUGAUAUGUACACCCUACCUGGUUAAUAUGAUCCUCGCAGACGCUUGUUUACUCGACACCCUGGCGGAGGACGGCUCCGAUCCAAAUCUGGAGAUUCGGGAUCACUUCUACAACGAAGCCAGGAAGGGGUUAGAGGCUCAAGAAGGUGAGGUAUCCCUCGCAAUGGUGGCAACCUUGGGGGUACAAUGGACGUACCUCAACAUCAACGGUCAAGACAAAUUAGGAAACGGUGUGCUAUACCAACAAAUCUUCCUCGCCAAGAGCCUGGGCAAGUGGCGUCAAAGGAUCGGCCAGGGCCCCUUCAUGACGGAAGAGUAUCUCGAGAAAGUCGACCAGUCCCUGUGUCAACUCGAGUGGACUCUGUUCGCUCUCAACCCUCUCAUCGGCCUCGCCCUGAAGCAGGUCCGCGUCUUCGACAAGCCGUCACGACCGAAACCCGCCGUUGCCCCUCCCGGCAGCAACUGCGCCCAGCAGGGGCACCCGUCGCCCUGGACCCCGUACCCGAUCCCCUACACGAGCAUCGAAUGGCAUCCGACCUGCCACUAUCUCGCCUUCACCUCCCUCGCAGAAAAGGCGACCUUGGACGAGACACUGUUUGAAAAGAAACGCCAAAGCGAUAGUGAUGUUGCCAUGGACAAGUUCACAAAGGUCUUCCACGAAGUCGAAGACUGGCCGGCGCAUCUGCCCGAGUGCAUGAAACUGCAUGACAAGGCCAUGCCUCAUGUCCUUGCCUUACACGCACUUCACAGCUGGGUCAACGUGACAAUCUCGAAACAAACCGCCGCCCUCGACGCGGGGACAUCGAGCCGACCGUCUCUGAUGCAGACGCCACAGUCUUCGGAGCAGAGCCACUGGAUGGAAGUGUGCAUCGCGGCGUCGAAGAACAUCAGCAACCUCCUCGAGCAGAUCCGCAUGAACUGGGGCGCGGAUCACUUCCCCGUCAUCAUCAUGCAGCCCGCCACCAUCGCGGCCUUCACCCUGCUGGAAGAAAUGAACGACCGCCCGGAAUCUCAAGAGGCGUUUUUCAAGCUGUGCGUCAACCUGCGCGCCGCGAGCCGGAGGUUCCGCGUCAGUCGCGGCGUCUUGCGUCUGUUGCACCACAAGGUCAAGGAGAACGGCGUCGUUUUGUCCGAUGAGUGCCACCAGUUGCUCGCCGACUACCAUACCAGGAUGGACGUGGAUCAGCAGGUGGCGAAUACCAUUGAUAACAUCGGAUUGGAGUACUUGCUGGAGAAAUGGGAUGAUUUGGAUCUCGAUGAAGUAUGA